Molecule: messenger RNA, 1335 nt
Organism: Mesorhabditis spiculigera
Lineage: Eukaryota; Metazoa; Nematoda; Chromadorea; Rhabditida; Rhabditidae
Source: the annotation of a GenBank genome assembly
AUGCCCGAGCCGCCGGCCAAAAAGGCCAAGUCGAACGCGACGCUGACCAAGUCGACCUUGUCGAAGACGCCGGAGAGGAAGUCGAAAGAAUCGCCGGGAGGACCGAAGGGGACACCCGGGAAGAAGGCCAGGCCCAGGAGGGAUGCAAACACAGUCCCCCGCACGUGGCUCCGGACGGGUACGGUGAUUGUGACAGAGAAAGGGAAAUAUCGAGUGAUCGGUCGAUUGGGACAAGGAGGAUUCGGAAGUGUCUAUAAAAUGGAAGAACAGAACACAAAGGCCGUUCUCGCAAUGAAGACCGAAUUCUACGAUCUUGUCAUGCCACUCACACGGCUUCAUGUUGAGGCUGAGGUGUUGGGCAGGAUCUCGAAGCUCGAUCCAUCGAAACGUCAACACUUCUUGAACUACAUCGACAAGGGCCGCAGCAGCGUGCUUGACGUCAAGUUUCUGAUGAUGGAGAUGUGCUCCCUAUCGCUGUCGGAUAUUCGAUACAUCGUCGCCGAGGACAAGACGUUCAGCAAGUCGACCAUCCUGCAAGCUGGCAAACAAACGAUGCAAGGGAUCUGGGAUCUGCAUGAAGUGGGCUUUGUCCAUCGAGAUCUGAAGCCGGGGAAUUGUGCCGUCGGGCUGGGCGACAAGGACAAGAUCAUCUACUUGCUCGAUUUUGGCAUUGGAAGGGCGUUGAGGACGGCCAGUGGACAGAUGAGAAAACCACGACCCCAAGCCCCAUUUGUGGGCACUUGUCACUAUUGUUCGGUGGAUAUUCUGUCGGGCAAAGAUGCCUCGUGGAAAGAUGAUAUCGAGUCGUGGCUGUACAUGAUGAUGGAUCUGUGGGACUCGAAAAUGAUGCCCCUGGUGAUGAAUAUGAAAGACAGAAGGGGCGCCACGCUCACGGCAAAGAAGAAAUUCUGGAAGGAAAAGAACUGGAAGAACGGGUUUCCGGAAGUGCUCUCCGGACUGUACGCCUCGUUGAAUCAGCUGAAAUGGGGCGAAACGCCCGAUUACAAACUGAUUAUGGCCGGAAUCGACAAAGUAGCGGAGGAGUUGAAGGUGAACCUGUCGGACCCGUUGGAUUGGGUGGGAAAGAUUGAAGAAAAGAAGAAAAAGGCCCAAAUCGAAAAGAAGAAGAAGGACGCCGAGAUGAAGAAGGUCAAAGCUGCCGAAGAAGCCGAAGAAAAAGAGCGAAAGAAAGAGAGGGAAGAGAGAGAGAAAGAGCAGGACAAAGACAGAGAAGAAGCCCUGAAGAUUGCCAAUGAGGAUGAUGCGGCGGAUCCCGAGGAGGAGGAUGACCCAUUUGCGAAGCUGAAACGCGUCCCGUCGAAGCACCGAACCACU